Molecule: messenger RNA, 789 nt
Organism: Capronia epimyces CBS 606.96
Lineage: Eukaryota; Fungi; Ascomycota; Eurotiomycetes; Chaetothyriales; Herpotrichiellaceae
Exons: 1
Coding region: 1-789 (262 amino acids)
Molecular function (GO): protein binding
Source: RefSeq, a predicted model, not a curated record
AUGUCUACCUCCAGUUCCGAGACAGAAGCACCAGCAGAUUCGCCUCGACAAGACAGCGGGGACCUGCAUCUUGCAGAGGACGGUGAAAUCAGCGAUCAUGACACCGCGUCCCCCAGGUCCACACGUCAAGACCCCAAGGAGACAGAUGUAGUCAAUCCUCCCCUCCCUACCGAGGAACCUCCACCAUUGCCCAAUGAGGCGCCUCCAGCAGAGCCAGUUGAUGACGGAUGGGAUCCAAUAUGGGACGACCGAGCUCAGGCAUUCUAUUUCUUCAACCGGUUUACGAACAUUUCACAGUGGGAAAACCCAAGAAUACCCGAUACACCGCAGGCAGGACCACCAGGAGUAGGAAACCACGACAGAUUAGCAAGCCCGCGCGAGGCCGUUGCUGCUAGGCGAGUUGGUGGCUACGAUCCCGCCAUCCAUGGCGACUAUGAUCCCAAUGCCGAUUACGCCAAAACAUACGAAACGCAAGACGACCUUGGCGCAGGCAGCGCCGUACCUGGAGCAGAUCCCACCGAUGUCUACGCUGCCACCGGGACCUUCAACCGGUUCACAGGUAAAUGGCAAAGUGCCGACCUCAACCCAGAGAAAUUCAGCGACGAGCAGAAGAGCCGACGGCAGAUGAACGCGUUCUUUGAUGUGGAUGCGGCUGCGAACUGCCAUAAUGGACGAAGUCUCCGGGCAGAACGCGCCAGCAAGAAGCUCAGCAAAGCAGAGUUAAAAGCAUUCAAGGAGAAGCGAAGGGAGAAGAAGGAAGAAAAACGCCGCGCGUGGUUGCGGGAUUGA